Molecule: messenger RNA, 243 nt
Organism: Dictyostelium discoideum AX4
Lineage: Eukaryota; Evosea; Eumycetozoa; Dictyosteliales; Dictyosteliaceae
Gene: spc1
Product: signal peptidase complex subunit 1
Exons: 2
Coding region: 1-243 (80 amino acids)
Source: RefSeq, a predicted model, not a curated record
AUGGAUUUUGAAGGUCAAAAAUUAGCAGAAUAUAUAUAUCAAUACACAAUUAUUAUCUUUGGUGUCAUUGGUUGGAUUAUUGGUUUCAUUAAACAAGAUUUUAGUAUUACUUUUUAUUCAGUAGCUUUGGGAACUUUCUUAUCAUUAAUUUUAUGUUUACCAAAUUGGAAGAUAUAUUGUCAACACCCAUUAUCAUGGCAAAAACCUAUAGUUCAAAGUACUCCAACUGAUAAAUCAAAAUAA